Molecule: messenger RNA, 1415 nt
Organism: Mytilus trossulus (common blue mussel)
Lineage: Eukaryota; Metazoa; Mollusca; Bivalvia; Mytilida; Mytilidae
Product: glycosyltransferase-like protein gnt13
Exons: 4
Coding region: 110-751 (213 amino acids)
Source: RefSeq, a predicted model, not a curated record
UAUUUCUGAUUGGUUUUGGUAAUAAAAAGUAAAUAAAAUUUAGCAUAUAAAAAGACACACAUUUGGUUAGGCUGUAUACUGUAAUGACAAUUCAAGAAAACAAUUGAUAAUGAGGGAUGAAGUUAUAUUUAGCUGUUUGCUUCUGACAGUAUGUGGAAUGUCAAUUCAAAAGAGAAAUGUAGAUGUGGAAGAAAUAUAUGGCAAACAUAAUGAUUUCGGAAUGAAAACAAGAGAUGAAUUCAGUGAUAUCCGAAUCAGUAAUCGCAGGAAAAGGUGGAGCAUUGGAAAUGGCAAUAACGGCGAUCAUAACUCUGCAAAUGGCAAUCAAAACAUUGGCAAUACAAACAUCAAAAAGAGCAAGCAUACAAAUGUGAUAGAUGCUCGAAAUGAAAGAAAUUUAGGAAGGAAACGAAGGCUGAAAAUCUGUAAAAAAUGGAGCAUAGGAAGUAACUAUACAGGCGAUGGAAAUACAGCAGAUAACAACACUAAUAUUGACAACAAGAAUAAAAUAACAAAUGAAAUUGGGGUAGGAAAUUUUGAACAUUCUGAACAGAAAAGUGACUGGAGUAUCGGCAGUAACAACAAAGGAAAUAAAAAUUCCGCAAACGGCAACACAAAUAUUUGCAAUAACCAAAAACAUAGUCACAAGAAUACAAAUGUACUUAAGGCUGGACAUGUCAGAAACAAUGGAAAGGAAAGUGGCUGGUCAUAUAAGAGAAAAAGAGGGAGAAAAAUUAAUAACCGAGGAUAGUUUUGACAAUAACGCAAAUGUAUUUGGGGUUGUUGUUGCCGGAAACUUUGAUAGGAAAUAAUAGGUUUAUGCAUUCGUUUUCGUUUGUUGUUUCUCGAAAUUAUAAAUAUGGUCCCAGAUCAAAGGUAUUGCAGAUGCUGAUUUACUGAGUCUAUUUGUUUUUAAAAGCAUAAAAGAUUGUUCACUUCAGAAAAAAGUUAAGGAUAAAUUUGAAAACAAUUGUAUAGUUGUAUAGGCAAAAUCUUACUAUAUUUUGCCUAUUAAAGUUUUUUUUAUUCGAGCGUCACUGAUGAGUCUUUUGAGGACGAAACACCCGUCUGGCGUACACUAUCUUAAUACUGGUAGAAAUUGACAGACAGUAUUGGAAAAUAAAUCUUGUUAAUUAAUCAAAUCGUCCUAUACAAUGCAAUUGUCUUCUGUUUCUCAGGUUAAAUAAUGAAUCUUCAAGGACGUUUAAUAUCAAGUUCUAUUUUCUUCGAAAAUGCGUAUAAAUAUUUUGAUAUAUUAACAUGAUUAAUGAAUCUUGUAUUUGAUUAACUGUUUUGUUUUAGUUCUUUGCACCUUUUUAUAUUAUGUGGUUUAUAUGUCAAAACUGCUGACUACAAUGAACAUGCUUUAUUGUAAUCCAUUUGAUAUUGUGAAUAUUUGACGUUUUCAUUUUGCG